Molecule: messenger RNA, 2668 nt
Organism: Leptonychotes weddellii (Weddell seal)
Lineage: Eukaryota; Metazoa; Chordata; Mammalia; Carnivora; Phocidae
Source: RefSeq, a predicted model, not a curated record
CACCCGCUGGAGAGCCGCGCGGGUGGCAGGAGGGAGCGACCGCCGCCUCCCGUACUCACCGGUUCUCGGUGCCGUCACUUCUGCGCGGAAAGGCCUGGUCUGAGGCCAGGUCUUCGGAGUCAGCUCCCGGGAGGCCGCGACGUUCGAUUUCUCCCCUCCCCCCCUCCACCACGAGACCGCCAACCGGCGUCCCGGCUUCCGUAGGCGGACGGCUUGGUGGCCCCGGAUGUUGAUAUGCCGCCUGCCCCGGAAACAGUGGCGGGAGUCCCAAGGGGGCGGAGGUGGCGUUGCCCGGCUCUCCGGAAGGAGACGUGGCGGCAGUUGGGCCCCGGGCUGCCUGGGUGCUUAGUAGUCCCGCCGCCUCCUCCUCCUCCUCCCCCUCCUCUCCUCUAUGGGCAGAGGAGGUUGUGGCGGUGGCUGGAGAAAUCGGCAGCGGAGGAUGGAGGAAGGAGGAGGCGGCGCGCGUAGUCUGGUCCCAGGCGGGCCGGUGUUAUUGGUCCUCUGCGGCCUCCUAGAGGCGUCCGGUGGCGGCCGAGCGCUCCCCCAGCUCAGCGAUGACAUCCCUUUCCGAGUCAACUGGCCCGGCACCGAGUUCUCUCUGCCUACAACUGGAGUUUUGUAUAAAGAAGAUAAUUAUGUCAUCAUGACAACUACACAUAAAGAAAAAUAUAAAUGCAUUCUGCCCCUUGUGACAAGUGGGGAUGAGGAAGAAGAAAAGGAUUAUAAAGGCCCUAAUCCAAGAGAGCUAUUGGAGCCACUAUUUAAACAAAGCAGUUGUUCCUACAGAAUUGAGUCUUACUGGACUUAUGAAGUAUGUCAUGGAAAACACAUUCGACAAUACCAUGAAGAGAAAGAAAGUGGUCAGAAAGUAAAUAUUCACGAGUACUACCUUGGGAAUAUGUUGGCUAAGAACCUUCUAUCUGAAAAAGAUGAAGAGGCAGAUGAAAACGAAAAAUCAAAAGAGAUUCCCACUAAAAAUAUCGAAGGUCAGAUGACACCCUACUAUCCUGUGGGAAUGGGAAAUGGUACACCUUGUAGUUUGAAACAGAACCGGCCCAGAUCAAGUACGGUGAUGUACAUAUGUCAUCCUGAAUCUAAGCAUGAAAUUCUUUCAGUAGCUGAAGUUACAACUUGUGAAUAUGAAGUUGUCAUUUUGACACCACUUUUGUGCAAUCAUCCUAAAUAUAGAUUCAGAGCGUCCCCUGUGAAUGACAUAUUUUGCCAGUCACUGCCAGGAUCACCAUUUAAACCCCUCACCCUGAGGCAAUUGGAACAGCAGGAAGAAAUACUAAGGGUGCCUUUCAGGAGAAAUAAAGAGGAAGAGUUGCAAUCAACUAAAGAAGAGAGAUUUCCAGCAAUCCACAAACCCAUUGCUGUUGGUUCUCAGCCUAUGCUCACUGUUGGAACAACCCACAUAUCCAAAUUGACAGAUGACCAACUCAUAAAAGAGUUCCUUAGUGGUUCUUACUGCUUUCAUGGGGGUGUUGGUUGGUGGAAAUAUGAAUUCUGCUAUGGCAAACAUGUACAUCAAUAUCAUGAGGUAUAUUACCCUGAAUUAACGAAGUUUAGGUUAAUAAAACGUGUGUUUCUCUGGUUUAGGAUGGUGUCACAUUUUUAUGGGAAUGGAGAUAUUUGUGAUAUAACUGACAAACCAAGACAGGUCACUGUAAAACUAAAGUGUAAAGAAUCAGAUUCUCCUCAUGCUGUUACUGUAUAUAUGCUAGAGCCUCACUCCUGUCAGUAUAUCCUUGGGGUUGAAUCUCCAGUGAUCUGUAAAAUCUUAGAUACAGCAGAUGAAAAUGGACUUCUUUCUCUCCCCAACUAAUGGAUAAUAAAGUUUGGGGAAAGAAAAAAUCAUUGACAGUCAUGAUUUCUGUCUGACCAUGUGUCUCACUGUAGAGUUCCCAGCCGUUGAACCUCAUCUGAAGGAUCGUAUAAAAGGACUCUCAACCACUUUGUGAAUAUGUAUGUGUAUAUAAGAGGUUAUUGAUAAACUUCUAAGGCAGAUAAUUGUCUCACUUCUUUCAUUUCUCUUGUGUCCCAUGAACUGAUUGUGUUUUUUGCUUGGAUAAUGUGAUUCCAAAAUAAAUCUAAUCCAAGCAAUUUAGAGUCCAGCCUAAUGAAAUGUCAUAAUUGUACCUAUUGGAAGUUUUUAAUAGAUUUAUUAUGUAAAUUAUAGUAUAUAUAACUAGUUAAUGAAGUAAAGAUAAUGAAGAAGGAAACUGAUAGGAGGUUGUUUAAAUGGGAGACCAUGUAAAAUAUGUAAAUUCUAGUGCCUGAAAUCCUUUCAACAAAUUUUUAUUUAGCAACUGCUCUCUACCAGGUGUUAAGCUAGAAACUGGGCACAUGGUAGAGCCUCACAACAUUUAAGUUUUCUUCACUUCUGUUAAUCUCAAGAAACUCUUACUUGUAAUAGGUAGUUUCUCUCUUGGAACUUUUAUCUAUUUCUUUCUCCUUGAUGUGAAUGUGUUUUCCCCCAAGGUGUGUACCUGCUGUAGACAGAGAUUCCUCUCUCUUGACUUAGAAUGGUUUACUCCAACAAAACACUGUGCUGCAGCCAUUCUUUGUACCUCCCUACUGUAUACUACAGAUUUUAGUUCUGGGCAGUUUUACAGCACAGUAUUUAUUUUAAAGUGAAUAAAAUGUUCACAAGCAGUGUUGUCAUGUA